AUGUCAACGAGAAGGAGCGCCAGAAUUCGCAACAUUGACUUGGGCGUCAAUACGAAGCCAGCUCAAUCUACACCUGCGCCUACUGCCCCACCAAAGAGAAAGCGUAAGGCCCCGGCUGAAGACGAGCAAGAUGAGCAGACAACGAAAGGGAAGAAAGUACCAGCAAAGAAGGUAAAGGCGGCCGGUAGAAAGCCAAAAUCGAAGGUCAAUGAUACAGCCGAGAUCGAGACUCAGGAGGAGGCGGUCCCAGUCCCUGAUGAUGUCUUGUCCGUCCUGCCAGCCGAGAUACUCGAGCCGAUCCUCGAGAGCGUCAAUGACCCAAAAAGCAUGGUCAUGAUGGCCUGCACCUCUAAGCGAUAUUACGCUAUCGUAAUGGCCAUCAUCCAUAAGCGCAUCUCCGUCUCAACCUCCUUCUGGACGCAUAUUCCCCACGUCAUCCGUCGCAUUGAACCUCAUCUAAGCAUAGCCCAAAAGAAACAGCUCAAGAGAGAGGGCAAGUACAAAGGCCAACAAGAGAAAUUCUCAACUCUUCUCGAUCCAAACGCUGUGCCUCCUUGUGCCAGCAAUGUCAGGCAGAUGAUCAUUGGACACAUUAAUCCUGGCAAGAGGCAUAAGCCCUUUGUGUUGAGAUACUUUGAGGAAGUCUUGAAAAACCUUCGCAACUUGGAGGUCUUCGAUGCCGAAGAUCUUACUGAGCCAAUGGCGGAGAAUCUUUCUAAAUUGAAGAAUCUCAAAUCUAUACGUCUCCACCCUCACCAACGUACCAUAAAGCCUGAAGCUAUGGCUCCACUCGGCAAACUCGGGAAUCUUGAGCACAUCUCCAUCGAAGAUUUGUCUUGGGACAGAAUCAUUGCCACCGAUGAACGACCCUUUCAGAGCAUGCUACUCAACUCCCUGUCAACUCUUCAGAGCCUAGAGGUUCGAACAUCCAUAUAUUACUCUGACUUUCUAGGGGAUUGGGAAGAUCAACUUAAAGCUCGUGACCCUGAUGCUUUGGAACAACAGCCUGAUUUCACGGCGCUCAAAUCACUGACGUUACGUGGGAUAAGCUUCGAAGGUAAACACCGUGACAAUGUUAUGCGAAAUUUUACAAGAGCUUUUGACUUUCUCAAGCUCAGGGAACUGAAGCUCAUGAGUCUUGAAGUGGGACAGCUCAAGUUCUUCAAAUAUCUCGAAAAUCUGUUUACCAAAGGUGGCAAGGGAGGCAUUCACCUGCGAAAGCUGUCUUUGCAGAUGACAGAGCCUGGUUACAAGUCAAACUACGCCGAGACAGAGGUAUACCUCGAAGGGAUGUAUCGAUUCAUUUCGUCCUUUGACUCGUUGACUAGCUUGGAGAUACAUGAUUACAACUUGUACAACUCGGCAGUGCAGCCUAACCCCGGUCUUUCGAGACGGCUGUUGCAGUCGGUUGUGAAGCAUGCGGGGCUCGAAACACUGCGCUUUCAUUAUCGGCAUUCGGGUAGUGAGGCAUGGGACAUACCAUAUGCCUCAGCUGAGUCCGUGGAAAUCUUGACCAAGAACCUACCUUCGCUACGGGUCUUUGAGAUUGCGCCCCAAGAAGAUAACCUUGUAAGUUGUUGCACCUCUCGCAUGGAGCUUAAAACUGACCUGAAGAAGGACGCAAUGGCCCGCGCUUUAUCACGCGCCAAGAACUUGACAAAUCUACUCUGCCCCAACUUCAAGAGCUAUUACGACGAUCGAGAAAACGCCCACUUGAAUCUAGCUAAAAGCCUCCUUGGGGGAUUUCUGGAAAACGCUAGUAGCUGUGAGAAAUUCGCUUGGGAGGAGCAUUAUAAGCUCGGACGCCUCACCAUGGGCUGGACAGACUUGCGUAUUGGAUCUGGACUUAAGCCGAAGAAGAAUUUUGAAAAGCCUGUUAAGAUCGAGAAGGCCGAUCGUAUGGUGAUGGUACAGAAUCUGCAGCCCAAGAAGUGGGGAGACUCGAAGCAGGUGUAUUACACUGCUGAUAGUCGAUGGGUGGAUCAUAUUACGAGGCCGGAUCGUCGCGAGGGACCGUUGCAGCUUGUGUAUGAUGAUUGA
Fusarium musae is the source of this 2040-nucleotide messenger RNA. RefSeq lists its product as uncharacterized. Gene Ontology annotation, molecular function: protein binding. Lineage: Eukaryota; Fungi; Ascomycota; Sordariomycetes; Hypocreales; Nectriaceae. The transcript has 3 exons. The record is from RefSeq and is a predicted model, not a curated record. The coding region runs from base 1 to 2040 and encodes 679 amino acids.